CGCGCAGACUUUAAGUAGUGUACGCAUCCGUGCAUCGCGAUAUACUAUUUGAUUUGACUAUUCCAUUUCUAUGCAUGAAUGUGUACAGCAUCGUGCGACAUACGUGUAGUGCCGUAUAACAUUGACUUGGAUGUCCCGAAAGUAUACGGAUAUAUUGUUGUUGCUCGAUAUGUUUGUCGGGAGCUUAGUCGCACAGCGGUCGAAUAUUUCUUCGACAAUAAUGUGACAGUUGAUGACAACGGAUAUAUGAUAAAACGGUAUCAUUUUUAACCGCAUUUACAUCGUGCAAUAUAUAUCUCCUCAUUAGAAUAUAAGAUUGUUGUUACCAAAUUCUCCCCAAAAUGAACGGAAUACCAGAGAUGGAGCAAAUCAUAAGCCGUUUGGAACGGGGAACAGUGGUCACCAGGUUUUUCCCACGCAAGAGACCUGAGAAAAAGACGCUGUUGAUACGUAGAGAAACUAGGCAAAUAGUUUGGUCGAGGAGCGCUACGUUCAGACCAUUCGAAGGCGCAGUUGAAAUAAGAGAGAUCAAGGAAGUAAGAGUUGGAAAAAACUACGAAGAUUUUGAAAAGUGGCCGGAGGAUUCCAGGAGAAUGGAAUCCAUGAGAUGCUUUGUUGUUUACUAUGGCUCUGAGUUUCGCCUGAAAACAUUAUCUAUAUCUGCAAUUAGUGAAACAGAGUGCGAGCUCUGGGUGCGAGGCCUUCGUCAUUUGGUUCAAGAUACCAUUAAUGCUCCAUAUCCGCUGCAAGUUGAAAGAUGGCUAAGGAAGGAGUUUUACUCGAUGGAAAACACCAGGGAGUCGGUCACCCUGAAGGAUGUCAAGGCUUUCUUACCAAGAGUGAACUGUAAGAUUAUGACCAACCGGCUAAGAGAGAUGUUCGAAGAUGUUGAUACAAGGAACAGAACAGAGUUGGGCUUUGACGAUUUUGUUACUCUUUACCACAAGCUGAUGUUUGAUAAUAUCGCAAAUAACUUCGCUGACUGGGAUAAAUUGGUGGGUUAUUCGGAAAGUGGACAAACAGUUACUCUCCAAGCGUUUCGCAACUUCUUACUAAUAGAGCAACAGGAUCCACUGGGAAAUAUCGAACAGGACGUAUCCCGCUUCAUAAGAGAAUACCUUCAGGAUCCCCAAAGGGACAUUCAGGAGCCCUACUUCAUUUUUUCAGAGUUCAUCGACUUUUUAUACUCUAAACAGAACGAGAUUUGGGAUGCUAGGAAUGAUCAAGUCACGCACGACAUGACCAAACCUUUGAGUGAUUAUUGGAUUGCAUCGUCUCACAACACGUACUUGACUGGUGAUCAAGUAUUCAGUGAAAGUAGCUGUCAAGCAUAUGUCAGAGCUCUGCGGGCUGGCUGUAGAUGUAUUGAACUAGAUUGCUGGGACGGACCCGAUGGAAUGCCGAUUAUUUACCACGGGCACACUUUCACAAGUAGGAUCAAGUUUGUGGACGUUAUAAAAACGAUCAAGGAACACGCCUUUGCCACAUCCGAAUUUCCAGUCAUUCUUUCGAUUGAGGAUAACUGUACGUUACCCCAGCAGCGCAAAAUGGCGAGUUGGAUGCGGGAUAUAUUUGGUGAUAUGCUGGUAUCCCAGCGCGUGGAUAAAAACGAAACUGUUCUUCCAUCGCCGGACGCAUUGCGGCGAAAAAUUUUACUGAAACAUAAAAAACUUCCGGACGGAGUAGACGAGAAUCUGUUCAUUCCCCAAAAUGAUGACAAUAGACAAGAAAUGGAUCUUAGGAAUAUCGGGGAAAAAGGCGUCCUAUUCCUUGAAGAUCCAAUCGAUAAAGUGUGGAAUCCUCAUUUCUUCGUUCUAACCGGCCAGAAAUUGCACUAUACGGAUAGAUAUUCGAAACCUCCAGAGGCAAAUCACGAUGACGAGGAAGAAGGCAUUAUUCACAGACCGCCGGAAGGCGUGCCAAACGACGAAUUGCAUUUUGGAGAGAAAUGGUUCCAUGGAAAGCUGGGAAGAGAUAGAGAAGAAGCUGAGGAACUACUCAAACGUUAUUCACAUUUGGGAGACGGCACGUUCCUAGUCAGACAAAGUUUCACUUUUGUAGGAGAUUAUUGUCUCUCAUUUUGGAGGCAGGGCACGGUCAAUCACGGUCGCAUUAAGAUCAAGCAACACAUGGGUCAAACGAAAUUCUACUUGAUAGAAACAAACUGUUUCGAUAGUCUCUAUAGUCUAAUUACUCACUACCGUACUCAUCCACUUAGAACUCAGGAAUUUUUGAUAACUCUACGAGAGCCAGUUCCUCAGCCAAGUAAACAUGAAGAAAAGGAAUGGUGGCAUGCCGAUUGUACUCGUGGCGAAGCGGAAGAUAUGCUGAGACGAGUAUCUGCCGAUGGAGUCUUUUUGGUGAGGCCUAGUGAGAAGGAAGUCAAUUCAUACGCUAUUUCCUUUAGGGCAGAGAGAAAGAUCAAGCAUUGUAGAAUAAAGCAGGAUGGUCGUCUUUACACUAUUGGAACAGUCCAGUUUGAGAGUUUGGUUGAGCUGAUUAGCUACUACGAACGGCAUCCGCUCUACAAGAAAAUUAAGCUCACCGAUCCUGUGAAUCAGAAUCUGCUGCGCCGAGCUGGUUUGGAACCGGACGAAGGAACGGUUUAUGGCACAUCUGGAUACAUGGAUCCUAGCAGUUUUACAUCUCCGUUGACGGUGAAAGCUAUUUACGACUUUAAGGGAACCAGAGAUGAUGAAUUGACGUUUUCAAAACAUGCGAUAAUUACGAAUGUAAAUUGCUGCGAAGGAGGCUGGUGGAAAGGAGAUUACGGGGGGAAGAAGCAGCAAUUAUUCCCUGCUAUUUACGUGGAGAAAUUAGAGUCUCAGGAAAACAUAACUGAAUCGUCCGAUUCCAUGAUGCUUGGAACUCUGCAAAAGGGAUCUCUGGACAUUACGGGAGCAAUUGUGGAAUUGGCAGUCAGGGAACGACCUCUGUUAGAUUGGGUUCUUAGAAUACAGACUCCGAACACUUGUUCUACGUUUGAAGCUGCUGCUCCAUCCGAAGAUUCUGCUCUGAGAUGGAUGACGAGCAUCCGAGAAGCUGCAGAAAAUGCUAGUGCUAGGGAAAAUCAGCAUAAAAAAAUGGAACGAGCAUGGCGAAUAGCGAAAGAAAUGUCUGAUCUUACGGUUUAUUUCCGUUCAGUUCCUUUCCAUAUGGAGAGAAUCAAGUCCAAGGGAUUUGUCUUUUACGAAAUGAGCAGUUUCCCAGAAACGAAAGCUGAAAAACUUAUUUGUCAGCAGGACAAUAAGUUCUUUUUGAAGUAUCACCAGCAUCAAUUCAGCCGGGUGUAUCCGAAAGGUCAGCGCAUAGAUUCGUCGAAUUACAAUCCUGUGGCGAUGUGGAAUUCUGGAAGUCAGAUGAUAGCUCUCAACUAUCAAACAGGGGAUAAGCCGAUGCAGCUUAACCAGGCAAAGUUCAGAGAGAAUGCUAACUGCGGGUAUUUACUGAAACCUGGAUUCAUGUUCAGAGAAGAUUUUAAUCCAUACGACAGAAACACAUUGAAUAACGUUGAUGGGAUGAAAAUUAAUUUAAAAAUUAUUGGUGCGAGGCAUUUGAGCAAAUCAGGAAGAGGAAUCGCUAGUCCGUUUGUCGAAGUCGAAGUUGUUGGGGCGGACUUUGAUGCUGGAGUAAAAUUAAAUACCAAAGCAAUAACGGAUAAUGGGUUUAAUCCGAUGUGGAAUGAAUCCUGCGAAUUUGAGAUAGCAAAUCCAUAUUUUGCUCUGUUAAGAUUUGUUGUACAAGAUGAAGACAUGUUCGGAGAAAGUAAUUUCAUCGGGCAAGCUACAUUUCCGGUCCGAUGUUUGAGAACAGGUUAUAGAAGUGUGCCCCUCAAGAAUAGUUUCAGUGAAGAUCUCGAACUUGCUUCUCUCUUAGUUCAUAUUAAAAUUGGAUCAACAUCGGAAGUUGGACAUAAUCAUGUUCUUAGACAUAAUCCUGUAAUGACCGGAAACACUCCGAAUGAGUCAGACACAGAUUCUCACACUAGGAUUCCCAUAUUGGAUUUUUAAAGUUAGACGAGUGAUUGUCAAUUCAGUUUUAUUGACAGUGCUGGGUAAGAUAUUUAUAAUUCGGAUAUUUUUUUAAUUUUUCAAUACGAUAGUGUAUAAACGCAAAGGCAAGAUAACCGAUCAAAAAUUUGUUUCUAUUUUUCCACAAAUUCCUGACUGUUAACAAACUUUGAAAAAAAGCAUCAAAAUAUUACACUAUUUUGUACAUAUCACAAGCAGAUUCUAAGCUGUUAGGAUACAAAAUCGUUGGAGAUCGUGAGAAGCAUACAGCUAUAUUUGUUAGUUGAUUCUAGCCUUUGGGUGACUAUUUCUCAACAGUGACAUCAUGUGUAUACGUUUUCAUACCCAGUAAUAAAUUUUCUAUAAAUCAACAAGUACAUUAGCUGAUAUCCUCCAACUAGUUUGUUAAACUCUCGACAAAUGUCUGUUGGUCUUGCGUAGUAAUAAAAAGUAAAAUUUUAUUAGAUUAAAACGAGAAUAUCAGCGAGACAUAUCAUAGAAAAGGAAAUAUUAGUACUUGCGCGAAAACAAAACAGUCAACCAAUUUAGUUUUUGCUAUAAAUUUAUCAAUCAUUUGGAUCUUCCAGCAUGAAAUGUUUUCUUUUUUCUCUUGUGCAUCCCGAAAAAGUCUCGUAUAGUAAUCGAAUUUCAAUAUAAGAUGGAUCAAUAUUUUUUGCAAACAUCACGAUAUCCCUGUAACAAAUAAUUACCUUAAAUAAAAGAUAUCAUAUAUUCAUUCCAUUGGAAAUGGUGCAAUUAAUACAUGUAUGUUGGAAAAUAAGAUUGAGGUAACAGAAGGUAAACGAUUACAAAAUUUUGCAUCUUUAAUGAAAAAAGAUUUAGUCGUUCCAGAUCGAAUGAAAAACAAAAUGCCGUUUGUCUCAUAUUAUAAUUAGUUCUUGAAGGCUGUAGUAUGAAACUUUACCAUUUUGAGGCCACUUGAGAACGUUAUUUCAGAUAUUCUGAUCUGAUAAAUUAAUACUAAUAGUCAUAAAAUAAGCGAAAUAUUUAUUAAGUUUUCUAAAAAAAUUAUAAUUAGUAAUCACAUACGUUACAUUUAUAUACAUCAGCAACUUCACUACGAGACUAUAAAUGCAAUAUUUGAAAAUAAUACGUUUAGAUCUUGUGUAGAUAGACAAAUCAUGUUAUCAAUCCUUCCAACGAAGUUGAUUCGAUUUUUGAGAAACAUGUUACCAAUAAUAAUUGACUAAUUAUUAGAUUAUUUAUAUCCUACAGUCUAUUAUAGCAUGUUCUCAUUUAUUAAAUAAUGUUUGUAUACAGUGUGUGAAAAAGAAUAUAGGCUCAACAUUGAUUGUUCUGGUUGUUGCAUGAUCAUUGAUGUCUCCCGUACAUCACUUGCUCUGUAAUUAGUGUAUAAUUCAAGUUGCUUGCUCAGAACUUGCCUAUCGUUAUAACGUACCUACAUGAAAAGGCUUUGCUCAAUGUAACAAUCCAACUGCUAAACCAUAUGUCAUCAAUUUAUUUGGUCUUGAGCUGGAUUAACCAUUAGUUAAAUAAGUACAAAGCAAUUGGUAACGCAAAAAAAAAAAAAAAAUCGCAAAAUUCUUACAAUGUAUAAAUGAUAUGGAACGUAAACUAUUAAUGUGCAUUUAACACAAACAUUCAUACAGAAAAAAACUUCAAGGAGAGAGAGGAUAUACAUACAUUUAAGUAUGCCUGAUAGUUUAAAAUACAAUGCAUUUGUCGAUUAUAGGUAAAUGUUUCAUUAGUAUUAGUAAUAAAAAUAGUAUGAGCAAAUUUUUUUCGUGCAAUGAGUUAUACUGCAGCAUUCGUACAUAAUGAAUGUAUCAAAUGUUUUCUGAAUUGCAGUUUUACGUAUAAUACAUGAACUAAUUACGUGCUCUCCAACACAUUCUUAUGACUGAGGUCCACGAGUGAAUAUAUCAAUUUAGGAAACUAGAACAAAUCUAUGUAUAUUCUAAGAGAAAUGUUAUGUCGCUAGGACAAAUACAGUUAAGUGAAAUAUUUUGUAACUUCUUGUCAUUUCAUAUUAUGUUAUUAUUGACAUUGUAAUAACAUAAGUAAGUUUAAAAUAUAUGCAUGCACAUUGCGACCAAAAUGAAUCGAGUUAUAUUAAUUUCAUUUACCAAGAAAGAAUCGUACUGAAACUGAUUUUAUAGUAUCGGCGUUAUAGUUGUUCACAUAACAUGAUGUGUGUAAGAAAAAUAAAUGUAUUUAUCUUUAUACAAUGUAUAACAAAAAGGUUCUUUUUUUAUUUAAGCAUUUUCUCAAAGUGCCUAUAGUUUUUCAUUAUGGUACGUGAGUCUCCUGCAUAAAUUUCUUCAUAAUGUAAAAGGGGCAGAAAUGUGAAUAAUCAACAGUAAAAAUGUAAUUCUGAUUUAUUAAAUUUGCAGAUAAUUUCAUUACA
This is a messenger RNA of Diprion similis, 6399 nucleotides long. It is a transcript of the gene sl, whose product is annotated as 1-phosphatidylinositol 4,5-bisphosphate phosphodiesterase gamma-1. The record is from RefSeq and is a predicted model, not a curated record. Gene Ontology annotation, biological process: positive regulation of epithelial cell migration; phosphatidylinositol-mediated signaling; phospholipid catabolic process. The transcript has 19 exons. Lineage: Eukaryota; Metazoa; Arthropoda; Insecta; Hymenoptera; Diprionidae. Bases 342 to 4010 code for a protein of 1222 amino acids. Gene Ontology annotation, molecular function: protein binding; phosphatidylinositol-4,5-bisphosphate phospholipase C activity.